Alligator mississippiensis (American alligator) is the source of this 4167-nucleotide messenger RNA. RefSeq lists its product as uncharacterized. The transcript is spliced from 10 exons. The record is from RefSeq and is a predicted model, not a curated record. Bases 1 to 2166 code for a protein of 721 amino acids. Lineage: Eukaryota; Metazoa; Chordata; Crocodylia; Alligatoridae.
AUGGUGCAGGACCACGGGGCACGGGUCCGGUGCGUCUUCCUCCACGAGGGCAAACGGAUCAGAGAGGAGCGAGUGUUCCUGGAGAUCCAAGUGUGGGCCCGGCCGCAGGUGUCUGAGAUCCAGGUGUUACCAGAGUGGGACCCCCGCGACAAGGUGCCGUUUGCUGUCCAGCUCCACAACUUCUACCCCAGGGAGGUGCCCCCGAUCCAGUGGGGCUGGGACAGGGCCGGGAGCUGGAGGGAAGACCCCAUGCAGAUAGAUAAGAAAGCGGACGGCACGUUCACCGCCACGAGGGUCUGGAGAGUGCCCAGCCAGAGCCUGACCCGGCUGGAGCUGCGAGUGCGAGUGCAUGUCCAGCACGGCCCCGGAGAGCCCCCGAGCGAGAGAGAGCUCAGCCUGAGGGCCGCGGGGAAAGUGAAAGCCAGAGAGGAGCUGCUGGGAUCCAUUUUAGCUUCACAGGGACAAGGACUCUGGAAGAAAGGAGGGAAAGAUGCAGCCCUGGGGCAGUGCCUGGGCACCCUGCUCCUUCCCGUGGCCCUGCUCCUUUCUCCCCUCUUUGCUGCCCCACACGGUUCCCAGCUGCAGGUGACCACGGCGCCCUCCUCCAUGGCUAGCAGCAACUUUUCCUACCACGUCCACCAUGAGGUUCUGGAGCAGCCGCUGGAGGAACAAGUCCCCGCGUACACACAGGCAACUGCACCAGUGGGUCCGACUGGUUCCGGGGUUGGACCCAUAGAGGGGAUGCUGAUCGUGGUUGGAGGUGGAGCCAUCCUGGUGAUUGUAAUCAAAGGAGGAGCCCCAGCUGCUGCAUCCAGUUACUUCUGCAGGAAGAGAAGAAAAGGCGCAGCAAUGACUCUUGCCACCACUCUGAUUAGAGCUUCCUCGGUGGCUGCAAGGCGAGUAGGAGCUUUCAGAACAUUUAACUUCUGGAAGAAGAGGAGCGAAGAUGAUUCCUGGCUGAUUCAUCCUGCGUGUCAGCCUGGGCCCCCGGGCUGGGCCGUAUCCUACAAUGUCGCAGAGGUGCAGGGGCCAGAGCGGUGCCUGCUGGGCCAGGAGGUGACCCUGCGCUGCUCCAUGGCGGGGACAUUUCCAGAGGAUGCAGUCACAUUGUGGGAGUGGAUCCACAGCAAGGACAGAAUGGCAUUUGAGAGUGACAUGGACCAAGAGAGCCCCGAGCACCAGCUGCUGUUACCCGCCCUCCCCCCGGGCUGGAGAGUGACCGAGGAGAGAGCUGGGACCUGCCUCACGUCCUCCCUGACCUUCACCCCCACGCUGCAGGACGACGGGGCGCGGGUCCGGUGCGUCUUCCUCCACGAGGCCGAACGGAUCAGAGAGGAGCGAGUGUCCCCGGAGAUCCGGGUGUGGGCCUGGCCACAAGUGUCUGAGAUCCAGGUGUUGCCAGAGUGGGACCCCCGCGACAAGGUGCCGUUUGCUGUCCAGCUCCACAACUUCUACCCCAGGGAGGUGCCCCCGAUCCAGUGGGGCUGGGAUGGGGCCGGGAGCUGGGGGGAAGACCCCACGCAGAUAGACAAGAACGCGGACGGCACGUUCACCGCGACGAGCGUCUGGAGAGUGCCCAGCCGGAGCCUGACCCGGCCGGAGCUGCGAGUGCGAGUGUGCGUCCAGCACGGCCCCGGAGAGCCCGCGAGCGAGAGAGAGCUCAGCCUGAGGGCCGCGGGUCUCCUGCGGCCCCCGGACGUGUCCGAAAUCUCCCAGUCUGAGUCCAUGGCCAAGGGGAAGGGAGUCAUCCUGAGCUGCCGCAUCGCGGGGCAUUUCCCGGGGGAGCUGAGCGUGACCUGGCUGCGGAGGGGCAAGGGGGAGGACACUGCUGUGAUCCUGCGGGACUCGACUGAGUGCAGGGUGGAGCCCGGCACGGCCGUCCUGGCACGGGACGGGAAGAGCUUCCAGCAGGAGACCAGACUCACCCGCUGGACAUCCCGGGACAAGGGGGCAGAGUACAUCUGCCGUGUGGGACACCUCACCCUGGAGACCCCCAUCGAGAGGAGCAGCGCCUGUCAUCCGCGGCCUCUGGGCAUGGGGGAUGUCUCCUGCCUGCAGGCCCUGGUGCCUGGGCAGCCGGAGUCCAUGCAGCACCUUCUAUCAGGAUCCUACCCCAGGCAGCUGGCAAUGACCUGGCUGGGAAAGAGAGCAAGGAAGAAGAAGUGAAGGCCCCUGGGGAUCUCAGACCCUCACAGGAUCCACACCUCCGCCCCCAGCCAUGUGCCGGAUGAAGAGUCCUACAGCUGUGAGGGGCUGGCUGGCAGUGACCUAGCCCAGGGGUUUCGAAAGGGCAAAACAUGAUUGGAGGACUUGGGAUUCCCUUUCCUCACCAAUCAGGCCCCAGAGACUCACCCUCCAUGUCCCCUGAUUGGCCCCUUGGGUCACCUGGAGGGGGAUAAAAGGGGCAGCACGGCUGACUCAGGAGAGACCAGCGAGGGACCACAAAGAAGGAGCUGGUAAGAGCUGAGCCAGCUGUUACCCCAGAGGAGCCUGAAGAAGCAGGACCUGCAGGCACCGGUUGGACCCUCAGCAGCACGGCCGUGCUCCACAUGGGGCUGAGCCUCCCCCACUCCCACGAAGGCAGCCCGCCACGCUCCUGUGAGCCCCAGCCACAGCUAUCGGCAGCACCUGGCAGGGCAGUUCCCGCUGUGACUGAAGCUGGUGGGAUGUUCCCCCGCUCCCCACACCUCCAGCUGGGCUCAGGCUUCGGCCACGCUGCACCCUGCCACACCACUGCCGGUGGGUGGAAGCCUCAGCCCAAAGGCUUCUGCUGAGCAGUCAGCUCUGGCUCCAGCUCCUGGCCACCUUCUGCACACCUCGCCUGCCCACAGGGGCUGCUCAUUAUGCUGGGCAGGCAGACUGGGUGGGGCACCUACCUUGGAGAUCUUUAAAAAGAGACUAGACACACAACCUGCUGAGGUUAUUUGAGAGAAGCAGUCUUUCCUGCCCAGAGCAGGGGGUGGAUGGACCCGAUGAGCUGACGAGGUCCCUUCCAGCACUAAACUGCUGUGAAUGUGUGAGGGUGGCUGGGAGCUGGAGCCAGAGCUGCAUGUGCUGGGCAGGAGCCACCUGCAGAAACUCUCCCCACCCAGAACUGGUGGCAGGGGCAGUUUCUCCUGGGUGGUUAUCUCACACCUGGCCCCCUCCGUUUUCUUCCCCUUCUUUCAAAGCACUCACCCCCAGGCAGGCCAGGCAGCUCCUUUUGUCUCACUCACCCUUUUGGCAGUUGCACGUGGAGGCUUCCCCUCAGGCCUUGCCUCCCCGAGUCUCAGCCCCCUCAGGUGCCUUGGGAACUCUCCCUUGCUGCAUCUCUUUCCCCCAAGCUGAUACUGUUGCACCACAGUCCUUUCCCCGGCACUCAUGCAGGGUUUAUCCCACUCUUUUACUGACCCCAUGUUUCCAAACGCAGCAGCAGUCGGCAUCCUGCUCUCUGGGCUCUGUGAGCUAUGUGCUCACCUGAAGGGGUUUGUGAAGCUGGCUCACGAGCUCUGAGGGCUCAUUCCAGGGAUUGCUCUCUCCUGCUCGAUCCUCCAGCACUGCACAGACCUCCAGCCACUUGUGAAGGCUUCAAUAGGCCCCCACAGGUGGGACCACGCUGCCAGCUCGCCGACCCUCGUCCCUCCGCACUGCCUCCACUGCCCUUGGGAGGACAGCAGCCCCCAGCCCAUCCCCAGGCUGCAUCUUCCCAGGCUCCUCACUGAGGUUUCAGUCUUGACUCCCGGCUGGGGACCACAUGAACUAUAAGUACCUCGGCCAACUGGGACAAAAGGGUGGGAGCUCCCGGUCAGGGGUGCCUGCUGGGACGGUCCUCUUCACACAUUCAGACACAUCCCGACUAGGACACCCUUAAGGUGAGUGCCCCAUAAACUAUCUGUGACAUCCAUAUAUAAUACAUAGCGUAUAAUAUGUGUGUGUACGUAUAAAGGACAAAAGUAUUCUGGUGCCUAGAUGUUUGUGUUGGAAAAACAUUUUACUCAAGAGCGUUUCCAUUUCCUGGCUGAUCACUGGCAUAGACAGAAGAUGUCCUGGGCAGAGCCCAGUUUUGAAAGCAUAUUAAAUACUUACCACUUACUUUAAAUGACAGAACAAGAAUCCUACUCAGUCUUCACAAAACACAGCAAGAGAAAUCCUCUUGCCCUCCAGCCCUUGCAGUGAGUCUGUCAUUCA